AUGGCUCCCAAGAACCAGAAUCCCAGUCACGGUCAAAAGGUUGAUCUUGGCCAGAACGCUCCCGUCAAGGAAGAGGGUGCAGGCAAGGUCGCCUCCGAGUCUCUUGCUGCCGAGUCCAUGAAGGAGGGCGGUGAAUUCGCUUCCAACGAGGGUAUUCGUGGUGAGAACCAACCCUCAUCCGCGUCUGAGAACACCAGCGCUGGCCGCAACACCGAUACCUCUUCGGCUCCUAGCUCCAAGUCUGCUCAGUCCAGCUCUGGCCAGUCCAGCUCCGACAAGUCUAGCGCUGGCCGUACUACCAAGACCUCUUCCGCUCUUGGCUCCAACGCCGAUUCCAAGUCUGGUCAGUCCGACUCUGCCAACAGCGGCACAGCUCCCAGCUACGUCGAGAACCAGUACAUCCGGAGCUCUGGUGGACCUCACGGCAAAAACAUCACCGAGGGAUUUGACGACUCCAAGACCAAGGAUGGCCUCAAGUUGGCUUUAGAGUCUGAGCCAGGCAGCGAAAAUGACCCUAGCCGGCUUGCUGAGCACCAGUUCCAGGAGAGACAGAAUGCUGUUGGUCGGGAUGCUGGCCCCAGGCAGAGUGCCCUCUCCAGCGAGACCCCUUUUGAUUCUCUCAACGACACUUCCUCUUAA
Messenger RNA from Fusarium poae, 639 nucleotides. RefSeq lists its product as uncharacterized. The record is from RefSeq and is a predicted model, not a curated record. Lineage: Eukaryota; Fungi; Ascomycota; Sordariomycetes; Hypocreales; Nectriaceae. The coding region runs from base 1 to 639 and encodes 212 amino acids. The transcript has 2 exons.